Messenger RNA from Quercus robur (English oak), 321 nucleotides. Its product is annotated as 14-3-3-like protein. Gene Ontology annotation, biological process: signal transduction. Lineage: Eukaryota; Viridiplantae; Streptophyta; Magnoliopsida; Fagales; Fagaceae. Gene Ontology annotation, cellular component: cytoplasm. The record is from RefSeq and is a predicted model, not a curated record. The transcript has a single exon. The coding region runs from base 1 to 321 and encodes 106 amino acids.
AUGGUGGAGUUCAUGGAGAAGGUCUCGGCGGUGGUGGAGAGCGAGGAGCUCACCGUCGAGGAGCAAAACCUUCUCUCCAUGGCAUACAAGAACAAGAUUGGCACGAGGCGAGCAUCGUGGUGCAUCAUCUCCUCGAUCAAGCAGAAGGAGAGUCGCGGCAACGAGGACCAUGUGUCCAUGAUCCGGGACUACAGAUCCAAGAUCAAGUCAGAGCUCUCCAACAUCUGCGACAGAAUCCUCAAGCUCCUUGACACCAAACUCAUCCCCUCUGCCACCAUCGGCGACUCGAAGGUCUUCUACCUCAAGAUGAAGGGUGAGUGA